Messenger RNA from Geosmithia morbida, 2739 nucleotides. Its product is annotated as Pyruvate/2-oxoglutarate dehydrogenase complex, dihydrolipoamide dehydrogenase (E3) component. Bases 1 to 2739 code for a protein of 912 amino acids. The transcript is spliced from 5 exons. Lineage: Eukaryota; Fungi; Ascomycota; Sordariomycetes; Hypocreales; Bionectriaceae. The record is from RefSeq and is a predicted model, not a curated record. Gene Ontology annotation, molecular function: flavin adenine dinucleotide binding; oxidoreductase activity.
AUGGCUGAGCCAGCAACCAGCACCCAGCGCCAAGGAGGGGACGCUGCCAACCUCGACAGGGUAAAGUCCCUGCUCCGGGCCAGGGAUGAUACCCAGAGAUUCGUCGGCCUCGCAAUCCUCAAAUCGGUCCUUGACAACUCACCUGAGCUCCGUCAGAACCAUGUGGCCGUCCAGGACCUCUGGGCCUGCAUCUCGCCCAAGUUCCUCGAUCGCCUACUAAGGACCGGGUCUGCAUCGUCCGCCAAAGGUAAAGACGCCGGUGAGAUGCUCAACCUGGCCGUCUCAGUCCUGCACACAUUUGGCCUUCUCCUGCCUCCAGAUUCGCUAGAAAAUGCCAAGUUUCCUGGAAGAGUGCCGCUCCUCAUCUCGGCGCUUCUUCAGAGCUCCCCGGAAACAACUCUUCUCAUUCUACAGCUCCUAAACACACUUGCCAGCACACGGGCAGGUGCAGAGUCUUUCAUAAAGGUCGACGAUAUCAGUCCGCUCACUGAAAUCGCCCCUUCAAAUCCCCUUGCUCUCGAUGUCCUCCGCUACGCCUGGCUCCACGCAAUGGGGGGCUCUCUGCCCAAACGAACCCUCUCGGAGAGCAUCAGCAAGACUCUCAAGAUAUUAGUGCCGUCAUUUACCGGCACAGACGCCGUCACGCUUCUUGAUUUCUUGGGCGACCUUUUGCGACAGGCAGACAAAGAGAUUAUACCAGCUCCAUCUCUGUGGCUCAAACCUACCGUUAACCACGUAAGAAACCUUGUGAUCAGCCGACCAACUCCAGAAGCCAGAGCUGCCUACACAAACUUCUCUGCUUCUCUCCUCCAGGUCUACCCUAAAGAGGCUGCCGAUGCGCUCUUCACCGGAGACCACAAGAGUGAGAAGCCCUUUGGUUUCCUCCUCAUAAAUCUCCUCCUCAUUGACAUACGCUCUUCGACGCCCAUGAUCCUUGAGCAGCUCAACAGUCCCGAGUAUGCCGGAACCGCACGACGGCUAGCAUCUGCUUAUGAUGUCAUCGCUAUGUUCAUCGGGUUUCUAGUGCGAUGUCUGGACGAUGACAGGCCCAUGCCCAUGCCGCCAGACAGCCUGCUGAAGCUGAGGAGCAGCAUAUCCGAGACCAUGUCCGUCACAACCGAGUACCUCAGAGACAGGUGGGACAGCUCCGUCGCUGGCGCCAUGGGUCUCCACACCGAGGCUCGAACCUCCACCACCGAGACGGCGACGGGAUCUUACCACAGCCUGGCCUGGGACUCCAUGAAGAACAGGGUCGACCAGGAUCCCCUGACGCUCUCGUCACUACGCUGCCUGAGCCUGUGGCUACGUGAGGAUGAGAACGACGACCUCAGGCAAGAGGCCACCGGUCUGAUCGACAUGCUCACGGAGCUCUACCAGUCGGGUGCAUCCCAGGGUAUCGACUUUCGGUCCCCCGUCCUCGUAGCCCUGGAAGCCCUCGUGACGCUGGAUCAGGGGCGCGAGAUCCUACUGAGCCACGACGGUUGGAAGACGCUCAGCAGGGACCUCGUCGAAACCGUACGAGAUCCCACCCGCCUGGGCCAGCAGGUCGAGAUAACCCGCGGCACGGACACUGUCCGCGUGCUCCUGCCGAUUGUGGAGCAGCAGCGCGCCGGCACGGCAGAGGAGUGGAUGGACCUCAUCACCGCCGUGGCAGCGUGGGAUCUGGACGAGAACCGCACGCUCCAGGUGGAGGGUCGCAGAUUUGUCAUUGCCGUCCUACAGCUCUGCAGCUCCAUCCUCGUGGGCGCCAGCCAAGGCAUGCGGAGGAGGUACACACACUCCGUCAGUGCUGUCUCAGGCAUCGCCCACCGUCUGGCAGCCACCUUGGAUGAAGGAGGUCCUGCAGAUAUAGUGACACAAUACAACGCGCUCUUCCUGGGAUCUGACCAAGGCGUCAACAACACCCUAGCCAAGGCCUUUGCAGCAGCAGGCAAGACGACAGCCAUGGUAGAGCGCACCGCGCUGAACUUGACGUGCAUCAACACGGGCUGCACGCCUACCAAGACGAUGAUAUCAUCCGGUCGCGCAGCGCACAUGGUCCAAAGGGGCGGGGAAAACGGUAAUGAGGAGACGGCGACCUCCUCUUUGGAGAUGCAGCUCGACGGUGGGGAGACGGUCAAGGGUACACAUCUGCUCCUGGCGAUAGGCCACGUUCCCAACACGGACAUGCUCAGCCUCGAGGCGGCGGGCGUCAGGGCCACGGCCCGGGGCCACAUCAUCGUCGACGACAAACUCCAGACAAGCGCGGAGGGUGUGUGCGCCCCCGGGGACGUUCUUGGCGGGCCGGCAUUUACACACAUGUCGUACGACGACUCGCGCAUCAUCCACGCCAAUCUCCUGGACAUCACCAAGCCUUCGACGACAAGGACGAGGAUGACAGCUCAAUCAUCCCGUUCACGCAACCUGACGCCAGACGUGGCAUUUACGGACCCGCAGCUGGCGCACGUAGGUCUACACGGGAGGGAUCUUCUGGCCGACGGCGGGCGUGGCUUCAGGACGGCCGUCAUGCCAAUGUCGUGCGUCACCAGGGCGGCGGAGACGGCUGAGGGUCGAGGCAUGAUGAAGGUUAGCAUGGACGACCAGACGGGCGAGAUCCUGGGCUUCACUUGUCUGAGUAUCGAGGGCGGGGAGAUCAUGUCGCUCGUGCAGACGGCCAUGAUGGGCGGAUUGAGAUGGUGGGAUCUCGAGGGGAACGUGUAUGCGCAUCCAACCAUGGCGGAGAGUCUGAAUAAACUUUAG